Molecule: messenger RNA, 2327 nt
Organism: Danio rerio (zebrafish)
Lineage: Eukaryota; Metazoa; Chordata; Actinopteri; Cypriniformes; Danionidae
Gene: b3gnt5a
Product: UDP-GlcNAc:betaGal beta-1,3-N-acetylglucosaminyltransferase 5a
Biological process (GO): glycoprotein biosynthetic process; sphingolipid biosynthetic process
Cellular component (GO): Golgi membrane; membrane
Molecular function (GO): lactosylceramide 1,3-N-acetyl-beta-D-glucosaminyltransferase activity; hexosyltransferase activity
Source: RefSeq, marked provisional
UCUGCUUUCAGUCCUUCCACAACAACUGAAAUCCAGGGCUUUGACAACAACAACAACAAAAAAAAAACACUUCUACAUUUGAAUUACAUCAUGGAUGGGCUACGGUCUCAAUGAGCCCAAAUGCAGUGUUGACACAACCCAGCAGAGCGUCUUCACUUCAAAAGCAAGUUAAGCCAGACAUUUGUUAUUUUUCUUUUGCAAAAAGAGAGAAAAAAAAUGGACACAAAGAGGAAAAUGCUUUGGGUAAAUGCGUACGGCAGGCCCACACAUGUACACUGAGAUGACUACGAUGGAAUUCAGGCAAACAGUUUCCUGGAAAAUCAUCGUGAGCGGCACAUCUGGAGCGCAUUAUUGGACUUGACAAGAGAGAAGGGUGUUUGAGAGUGCGUGUGGCUUAACAGAAUGUUCAUGAAUUGCAGAAGGGUGAAAAAAUGGCAUUUCCUCCAGCUUCUCUCGAUGUGCUGUGUCAUGUCAGUCCUUAUGGUUUGCUGGGAGCACGUGGACCAUCACGUAGUGAGCCAUGUGAAAUCCUACUCCUACCGCUACCUAAUCAACAGCUACGACUUCAUCAACAAGAGCCUCAGCGUCAGCCCGGAGGAAGCCGCCCGGUUUGGUAGCUUCCCGUAUUUGCUUGACCGCAGGGACGUUUGUAAAAACAAAGACGUCCUGCUUUUGCUCUUUGUCAAGUCUUCUCCAGGAAACUUCAAAAGGCGGCAGGCCAUACGUUCCACUUGGGGCAACGAGUCCUAUAUUAGUCAGGAACUCGGUGUUGUCGUCAAGGUAGUGUUUGCUAUGGGAGUUCGCCCUGACCGAUCGGGACAUAAAACAAUGCAGAGGGAACUGCGCAAGGAGCACAUGGCCCACCAUGACCUGAUUCAACAGGACUUCCUCGACACAUUCCACAACCUCACUGUGAAACUGCUGCUUCAGUUCCGCUGGACGCACGAAAACUGCGCACAUGCCCACUUCCUUAUGAGUGCAGACGAUGAUGUCUUCAUCCAUGUGCCUAACCUAGUGCACUACCUCCAGGAGCUUAAAAGUCAGAACGUACGCAACCUCUGGGUCGGCCACGUUCAUAGGGGGGCACCGCCUGUUCGGAAGCGGGACAGCAAGUAUUAUAUGCCAUUUGAUAUGUAUCAGUGGUCCUCCUACCCAGAUUACACUGCUGGCGCCGGGUAUGUCGUUUCUGGCGACGUGGCAGCCAAAAUCUACCAGGCCACGCAGUCUCUAAACGCCUCAAUGUAUAUCGAUGACGUCUUCAUGGGCAUCUGUGCCAUCGCUGCGGGCGUCUCGCCUCAGGAACAUGUUUACUUCUCGGGUGAGGGGAAAACGCCCUAUCACCCGUGCAUCUACGAAAAGAUGAUCACCUCUCACGGACACGAAGGCGAUAUCAGGUACCUGUGGAAGGCUGCGACCGGCCCGCAGGUAGAAGGCAUUUCAUCUGGAUUGUUGGGGAAGUUGUAUUGCGCAGCUGUGAAAAUGACGCUGCUUUGUAAGCCGUACUUUACGAACACGUAUUCAUGCAUGGCAGCUUUUACAUGAUGCACUGUGAGAUCUAUGAAGUCCGAGCAGUAUUUGCGUUUUAUUUUUCUUUCCUCGUUUACUUUUGCUUUAAAUGUUAAAUAGUCAUUUCUUAAUAUUGAUGGAAGCAAUGCGACAUAAGCAUUUGUUUAGCACUGUUGCAUUUCUAUUUAUUUAUUUGAAUGUACAGCAAAUGAAUCCUACAGCAAAAGAGCUGCAAUGGGAUGGAAAUAUGGUGCGUUCCGAAUGUAUGUCUUCAACAAUACAUGGAUCUCACAAAACUCCUCAAGUUCACACUUCUGAUUCGAACAGUUAAAUUAACAGCUAAUAUUUGACAUGUUUCCGUGAAAUCUAUCUGUGCUCAGCUUUAGCAAACUGUGAGUUUCAGUUCUUGCAUAUUGUGGAGGCGUAAAUUAGAUGCUCCAAAUUUGAAGUGAGGUGUGGAUGCUGUUGAAGAAUGUGCUGGAAAAAUCUGCAACAUUUUAAAUGUCAAACCUCUGCUUGAGCUUUUCAAACAAGUGGGCAUUUUAAGGAACUGAUACAAACUGGUGCUAUAGACCUGUAAAGUAGAAUUUGACAAUUUAUAUCUGGAACAGUGAAACUAAACCUAUUGAGACAUAUUUGAUUGUGACAUUGUGAUCCUCAUGACAUCUGAAGAUUUUUUUAAUGUCAACCCAAUGCAAAACAAUCUCAUUCACUGCACUGUAAUAUGAAAUAUUUAAUAUAAAAAGAAUUGAAGUAUAUGAGAAUUAUCAAUGCAAAUAAUAAAAAUCGCAGCAGGUUGUUGCUGCAAGAGGAGUGAGUUA